This is a messenger RNA of Jaculus jaculus (lesser Egyptian jerboa), 1921 nucleotides long. RefSeq names its product zinc finger protein 41. Gene Ontology annotation, biological process: regulation of transcription by RNA polymerase II. Lineage: Eukaryota; Metazoa; Chordata; Mammalia; Rodentia; Dipodidae. Gene Ontology annotation, molecular function: RNA polymerase II cis-regulatory region sequence-specific DNA binding; DNA-binding transcription factor activity, RNA polymerase II-specific. The record is from RefSeq and is a predicted model, not a curated record.
AUGGCAAAGCCAGUGGGCAGGAAAAAAAAGGAAGAGGAGGCAGGUAUGCAAAAGGUCACCCUCAAAGGAGAGAGAGCAGGGGGAAAGGACCAUGUGGCCCGGAAGCCCCAUAAGGAGUUGAGCCUAAGCCCGGAAGAUGAGGCACAUCUGUCUGAUGCCUUUGACACCUCAUUUAAAGAUGACUUUGAGGGGGUUUCUGUGUUUGUUCCUUUUCAGAGGAAAAGGCCUUAUGAGUGCAGUGAAUGCGAAUGGAUCUUUAAGCACAAGACAGAUCACAUUCAUGUCAGAGUUCACACUGGAGAGAAGCCCUUUAAGUGUGACCAAUGUGGGAACUUUAGGCACAGCUUGGAUGUCACCAAACAUCAGAGAAUUCACACUGGUGAGAAGCUCUUUAAGUGCCUGGAGUGCGGGAAGGCCUUUAACUGCAGCUCCACCCUCCUGAAAUACCAGAAAACAUACACUGGAGAGAAGUCUUAUGGAUGCGAGGAGUGUGGGAAAGCCUUUGCCUACAGCUCCUGCCUUAUCUGGCAUUGGAAGUGCCACCCUCAGGAGAAGCAUUGAGCUGGACAGCCUACAGCUAUGGCUCCCUUGGUAAACAUUGAGUGGAGACCUGGGCUUCUUGUGCAUGUGUUGAUGACGUGUCUAGCUGCCUGUCUCGUCACGCGCAAGCCCACAAGAGCCUUUCCAUACAGAGCCUGCACCACGUGAAGCUGCUGUCAUGCUGCCUGAGGCUCACAGGCAUGUGAACUGCCAUCUGUGAGGCAGCUUUGGGACACCAAGAGCACGCAGCAGGAGACACCCCUGUUGGCAAUGGCCAACACCUCCCUCUGCCACCUCUGUCUGCACUGUUCCCUCUGCUCCAGUCCUUUCACCAGCACUUUUGAAAGCUCCAGGCUACAGCUGCACAGCCCCCAGGUCUCCUCAUGCAGUGGGAGGAGUUGCAGACCUCAGCUGGAUGGCACUACUCUGCAGUCAGCUCUAGGGACCCAGGGCCUGUUGGGCAGCACCAGGUCCUACUCAUCGCUAUAUAGCUGGCCUCGGUGACUAUCCUGCAGCUCUGAACCUCCAGUCCCCAAGCUUAGCCUUGUCCUUGUAACUGGGCAACACUGGUGCCCUCAUCCUAGCCACUAUCCUAGACCAGUAGCCUGGACUUACCAGACAUGGGGUCAUCUGGCCCUUAAACUCUGGUACCAUGGAAGGUUCUUGACCUGGCCAUGUCGUGGCCCUUGGGGUUCUGUCAGUGGCUUUCAUCCAUUAGGCAUAGCUGUCACCCUCUCCCACAGUGGCCCACCAUUGAGGUCAGUUCAAGUUCCCUGCCAAGGGAAGUCCAUGUGGCUGUGCCUCCCUCACUCUCUCUUGGGAUGGGUUUACAAGAGGGCAGCCCAGUGACUGCUGGCCAGAAGUAAUAUAGCCAUGUGGGGGAAAAGUUGGCCUCAGCAUUUGGGAACUCUGCCCUAAAAGAAGGAUCCCCAGCCAGAGUCAGAGAUGAACUUAUCAGUCAGGCAGCCUUGGGAGCCCUGACCAGACACAGCGCUGAGCACAUUGCCCUGGAGCUGCUGAGGCCCAGUGUCUCCACUGUCUGCCCAGUACUCAACUGAUCCAGCUGCCAUUCACGUCUGACCCCAGGAGGCCAGCCAGACAGGCUUCACGUGGCGCCACUGCAUCCACACGGGGAAGGAGCCCUGAGAGUGUGGCUAUUGCUGCCGCGCCUUCAGCAUCAGCUCAUACUUCACCCAGCACCUGCGGACCCAUGAUGGUGAGAAGCCCUGCAAGUGGCCAGGCCUUCAGCCAGAGCCCCAACCCAGUGCGCCAUCAGCAACUGCACACGGGGAGAAGCCUGCGAGACCUUCAUCUGGAGCUCGGUGCUGAUUGGGCACGGCGCAUCCAUGCUGGCAAGAAGCUCUUUGAGUGUGCCCACUGC